AUGAAUGAUAUUCUAUCCGCGAUGAUGAUCACCCAAGGCUUGUUACCAUCUGGGUCUUUGCUAGAUUCAUUGAUUCACAUAUCCAAUGAACUUGGCUCAAUGGAGAAUUUUCCCUUCAUACAAAUAAGGAAUGUUUCAUCCAUGAUAAGGAGGAUCAAGCUUCUAUCUUCUUUGUUCGAAGAGAUUCAAGAAACAGAUACCCCACUUCCUCCUUCUUCAAUCCUGUGUUUCACAGAGCUCUUCUCUGUAAUUAGAAGAGUGAAGGUUUUGAUCCAAGAGUGCAAGGAUGGAAGCUCUCUUUGGGGUCUCAUUCAGUUAGAGUUCAUUUCAAACCAAUUUUAUGUGCUUGCAAAGGAGAUGGGAAGAGCCCUUGAUAUCCUUCCUCUGAAGUUGCUUAACGUAACAGCAGAUAUACGAGAACAAGUGGAGCUUCUGCAAAAACAGGCAAAGAGAACUGAGUUAGUCAUUGAUCCCAGAGAGCUUCAACGAAGAGAACAGCUUCUACAAGUAAUGGCCAACAACAGUUUACAAAACAAGAAGAGAAAGGGGUUUAUUGACUUUGGAAAAGUGGAAGAGAUAUUAAGCAGCAUUGGUUUGAGAACCUUAUCAGAUUAUGAUACAGAAAUAUCCAAGUUAGAGGCUGAAGCUCAGAAUCAGGCAGGCACAGGAGGACUAAUUGUUGUCUCCAAUCUAAACAAUCUCAUAUCUCUGGUUUCUUAUUCCAAAUCCAUGAUAUUCAGAGAUGGAGAUAACGAUGGAGGUGAAGAAGAGAGUAAGCCACUAUCUGCAUUUUUUCAUAAUAAAAUACAUGAUAGUUCUUCAUCUUCUCAGUCCACGUCCAUUUCACCUAGUAUUCCUGAUGAAUUUCGUUGCCCAAUUUCACUUGAUUUAGUGAAGGACCCUGUCAUUGUAUCAUCUGGGCACACUUAUGAUCGAACUUCAAUUGCACAAUGGAUAAACUCUGGGCAUCACACUUGUCCCAAAAGUGGGCAAAGGCUAAUUCACACUGCUUUAAUACCCAACUACGCAUUAAAGAGUCUUCUUCAGCAAUGGUGCCAUGAAAACAACGUCCCAAUGAAUGAGCCUAUGACCAAUUCACUUUCCGAGGGAAACAACAACAAGGGCAAGAAGAAUAUGAAUGAGAAUGCUAUUGAUCAUAUUUCUGCAAACAAAGCAGCUGCAGAUGCUGUCAAAAUGACAGCAGAAUUUCUAGUUGGAAAAUUGGCAACUGGUUCAGCUGAUACACAAAGGCAAGCUGCAUAUGAACUUCGGUUACUUGCAAAAUCCGGCAUGGAUAACCGAAGAAUCAUAGCUGAGGUAGGGGCUAUUCCUUUUCUUGUUACACUUCUAGCAUCUCAGGAUUCAAGAAUCCAGGAGCAUGUAGUCACGGCCUUGUUCAACCUCUCCAUCUAUGACAACAACAAGAUUUUGAUCAUGGCAGCUGGGGCAGUUGAUAACAUAGUAGAAGUACUCGAAUCGGGGAAGAACAUGGAGGCAAGAGAGAAUGCUGCAGCAGCAAUGUUUAGCUUGUCAAUGGUGGAUGAUUGCAAAGUACAAAUAGGAGCUCGUCCAAGGGCAAUACCUGCCUUAGUUGGACUCUUGAAAGAAGGUACUCCUAUUGGUAAAAGAGAUGCUGCUACUGCACUAUUCAAUCUUGCAGUUUAUAAUCCUAACAAAGCAUGUGUUGUUAAAGCUGGGGCAGUUCCUGUGUUGGUUGAGUUGUUAAUGGAUGAUAAGGCUGGCAUAACAGAUGAUGCUUUGGCUGUGCUUUCUUUACUACUUGGUUGCUCUCAGGGGCUACAAGAGAUAAGGAAUAGUAAAGCAUUGGUGCCCCUUCUUGUUGAUCUUCUGAGAUUUGGGUCAGUUAAAGGGAAGGAAAAUUCAAUAACACUUCUAUUAGGAUUGUGCAAAGAAGAUGGGGAACUUGUUGCAAAACGUCUCUUGGCAAAUCCAAGGAGUAUUCCUUCUCUUCAAAGCUUGGCAGCUGAUGGUUCUUUGAGAGCUAGGAGAAAAGCAGAUGCAUUGCUUAGGUUGCUAAAUAGGUGUUGUUCUCUAGCUUAUCAUUCUCUCUGA
This is a messenger RNA of Gastrolobium bilobum, 2073 nucleotides long. RefSeq names its product U-box domain-containing protein 1-like. Gene Ontology annotation, molecular function: protein binding; ubiquitin-protein transferase activity. The transcript has a single exon. Lineage: Eukaryota; Viridiplantae; Streptophyta; Magnoliopsida; Fabales; Fabaceae. Gene Ontology annotation, biological process: protein ubiquitination. The coding region runs from base 1 to 2073 and encodes 690 amino acids. Gene Ontology annotation, cellular component: nucleus; cytoplasm. The record is from RefSeq and is a predicted model, not a curated record.